AUGCGCAGAUUUUCAAGAGAAAUUUACUAUUUUAAGAUUUUAAAGAAUGUCUCCAGAAAUCAAAACAAUUCCUUCCAACAAACAGAAGCUCUUCUAAUUAAUCAAAACAUGCCUCAUCAAAAAGGAGAUGAUGUUGAACAUUUGAGGGAAGAAAACAUAAUGAAAGAUGUAGAAGAUGAUAUGGAUAUUCAAUCUAUUAAUAGAGAAAAAUACUAUUUUGAUUAUGAUGAAGACGAUUUCUCGAAUAGAAAAUUGUUGGAUACUACAGCUGCUCAAGCUAAAAAAGGAAAAGACAUCCAAGGGAUUUCUUGGGACAAAAUUAAUGUCACUAGAGAAAUUUAUCGACAAACUCGGCUAGAACGAUACAAUAACUAUGAAAAUAUUCCACAUUCAGAAGACAUAUUAGGGAUGGUAACAAAAAAAGGAUACUCAUUUUAUGAGUUUAGAAGAAACUCGAGAUCAGUAAAACCAACAAUUCUUCAUUUUCAGUUAAGGAAUUUGGUUUGGGCUACCUCAAAGAAUGAUGCAUACUUUACGUCGAAUUUCUCAGUUAUGCAUUGGUCUUCUUUAACUUGCACAACUUCUGAAGUACUCAAUGUUUCGGGACAUGUCGCACCAUUCAAGAAUCAUUUUGGAGGUGUAUCAGAGGGACUCACACAAACAAAAGUCACUACACUUGCAGUUAAAGAUAAUCUUCUAAUUCUCGGCGGGUUUCAGGGCGAACUCAUUUGUAAGCACCUAGAUCAACCUGGUGUUAGCUUUUGCACAAGGACUUCUUAUGAUGAAAAUGCAGUCAUCAAUGCCAUUGAGAUUUAUGCUUCUCCUAGGUAACAUCUUUAAUGUACUUGCUUAUAACAUUUAUAUGUAACAUCCUUAAUUUACUUGUUUUAUGAUUUUUAGUGGCGCGGUUCAUUUUACGGUAUCAAAUAAUGAUUGUGGAAUCAGAGACUUUGACGUGGAGAAAUUUCAACUUUCAAAGCAUUUUUCUUUUCCCUGGCCAGUAAAUCAUACUUCUAUCAGUCCAGAUGGUAAGUUACUUCUAGUUGUUGGAGACAAUCCCGAAAGUAUGUUGGUGGAUUCACAAAAUGGAAAG
Vicia villosa (hairy vetch) is the source of this 1093-nucleotide messenger RNA. RefSeq lists its product as uncharacterized. The coding region runs from base 1 to 831 and encodes 276 amino acids. Lineage: Eukaryota; Viridiplantae; Streptophyta; Magnoliopsida; Fabales; Fabaceae. The transcript has 7 exons. The record is from RefSeq and is a predicted model, not a curated record.